Sceloporus undulatus (fence lizard) is the source of this 1011-nucleotide messenger RNA. RefSeq names its product GIPC PDZ domain containing family member 3 (gene GIPC3). Bases 1 to 1011 code for a protein of 336 amino acids. The transcript is spliced from 6 exons. The record is from RefSeq and is a predicted model, not a curated record. NCBI's taxonomy places the organism in Eukaryota, Metazoa, Chordata, Lepidosauria, Squamata, Phrynosomatidae. Gene Ontology annotation, molecular function: protein binding.
AUGCUGCAAAGUUCUGGAGAGCCUCGCAAGAAAGAAGCAUCAGAGGGGCAGAAGGGGACGCCCAUGGAGAACGGGGUACCCCAAGAAGAUGAAGGUGGCCCCCAGGCCCCUUUGGAAACCGGACGGGGUACCCCGGCUCCUGCACCACCAGCCCAUCCUCCUCGCAUCAGGCCCCGGCUCGUCUUCCACACCCAACUGGCCCAUGGCAGCCCCACUGGCAAGAUCGAAGGCUUCACCAAUGUCAAGGAGCUGUACGCCAAAAUUGCAGAGGUCUUCAACAUCUCCCCAACAGAGAUCCUCUUCUGCACCCUGAACACCCACAAAGUCGACAUGCAGAAGCUGCUGGGAGGCCAGAUCGGUUUGGAGGACUUCAUUUUUGCUCACGUUCGAGGCGAGACCAAGGAGGUGGAGGUGACCAAGACAGAGGAUGCGCUGGGGCUGACCAUCACUGACAAUGGGGCCGGAUACGCCUUCAUCAAGCGCAUCAAGGAAGGCAGCAUCAUCAACCGCAUUCCCACCGUCUGUGUCGGGGACAGCAUUGAGGCAAUCAACGACCAAACCAUCGUCGGGUGCCGCCACUAUGAAGUUGCCAAGAUGUUGCGGGAGAUGCCCAGGGCUCAGCCCUUCACUUUGCGGCUAGUGCAGCCCAAGCGAGCCUUCGACAUGAUCAGCCAGCGGACACGGAGUAGCAAGAAUGCCGGCGAGGGGAACCUAGCGAGCGGACGGGAAACACUACGGCUGCGUGCCAAGGGCACUGCCACCGUGGAGGAAGUGCCGAACGAGUUUGAAGAAGCUGCCGCUGGAAAAGUCGAUGACCUCUUGGAGAGCUAUAUGGGGAUCCGCGACGUGGAACUGGCGUCGACUAUGGUGGAGAUGGCCAAGGAGAAGCAGGGUUCAGAAGACUUCGCUCGCGGCCUGGAUUUGCUGCUGGGCGAAUUUGCCUUUCCAGAAGAGUUCAUAGCCGAGGUCUGGACAGCGAUCUGUGAAGCCGGGGGGGGAUCCAAGGAGUGA